Messenger RNA from Penicillium egyptiacum, 1164 nucleotides. The record is from the annotation of a GenBank genome assembly. Lineage: Eukaryota; Fungi; Ascomycota; Eurotiomycetes; Eurotiales; Aspergillaceae.
AUGGCCUCAGAAGAUGAAGACGACUAUAUGAACAUGGUUAUUGAGGAGCCCACUCAAAAGGAGACCUUUGCACAAAAAAAGCGCCGGGAACUACGAGAGGUAGCGUAUCCUCCACAUUCUAACAUAUCUAUCUGUCUCCGGCUGAAUUCCAAAUUCCAAACCAAUUCUAACAUUCUUUUCCAUAUGCAGGCCGAAGCCCGAGGCCGAGUCCCAUCCAAAGCCGAACGCGCCGCUCGGGAAGCCGUCCGCCGAGAAGAAGCCUUGGCCACAAGCACCCUCAACCCCAAUAACAAAGGAUUCCAAAUGAUGGCAAAGCUUGGGUUCAAACCCGGUGAUGUACUUGGAAAACCUGCUACACCCAGCGACUCUGACACUACCAACACCGACUCUUCCCUAAAGGCGCGCGCCGAACCGCUGAACCUAACUUUGAAGGAAAACCGCGGCGGGAUCGGGUUGGACACGGAAAAAAAGCGCAAGCUCCGUGAAGCAGCAGAAGAAUCAGCAAAGAGAAUCAAACAUGAGGAAGGAAGUUACCGAGAUCGCGUUCGUGAAGAGCGCGAGUUGAAACGCCUCGAAGCGCAGGUGCGCGCUGCACAGAAAGUUGCAGAGAGGCUGGAUGAGGAAUUGGAGAGUGGGGCUACCGACGAAGAGAAAGAACAAGGAACAGGGUCCUCGGCCAACUCCAACAAGGAGGGUGGUGACUCCGCGGAUCCUGGUCAACCACGCGAUGGACCCGAUGCAGCGAUAAAAAAGAAGCCAGUCAAGCCCACGUCCCAAAUCAACGUCCUCUACCGCGGUCUUAUGCGUGAGCGCGAACGGAACGACAGUGACCGCCAGACACGCCAUGCUCUCCAAUCGUCACUCCCUUCAUCAUUCUUCCCCAAAGCACGGCUACCAGAAUACGAUGACCCGACUAUGGACCGGGAAGAUAAAAAGGCGCUUGGUAGUGAACUGGAUCAGAAUACCUCCACACUGGAGAUAGAGCUGGAAGAAGACGACGAGGAGCUCGAUGCCUUCAAUGCGCUAGAGCCAGCUGAGCGGUUACGCAAGCUGGUUCUCUUUCUGCGUGAGACAUAUCGGUAUUGUUUCUGGUGUAAAUAUGCCUACGAAACCGAUCUUGAGCUGGAAGGGUGUCCCGGCCUGACCGAGGAGGAUCAUGAUUGA